Messenger RNA from Physella acuta, 3474 nucleotides. Its product is annotated as sprouty-related, EVH1 domain-containing protein 2. Gene Ontology annotation, molecular function: protein kinase binding. The record is from RefSeq and is a predicted model, not a curated record. Lineage: Eukaryota; Metazoa; Mollusca; Gastropoda; Physidae. Gene Ontology annotation, biological process: multicellular organism development; negative regulation of MAPK cascade. Gene Ontology annotation, cellular component: membrane.
UAAACUGGAUGUAUAGGGCCUAGAUAUUUUUCUAUAAUAUUCUUAUGUGGUCGAUUAGAAAGGCCCCUCCAUAAAAAAUGACCCGACAAAGAUGAUAAGAGGGUCAGCCGACAAUGGGGAAUACCUGGUGCAAGUUUCUGCACAGGUUAUGACAAGGGAUGACUCCACUGGAGGCUGGGUACCUAUGGGGGGUGGGGGACUCAGCAAAGUCCGACUAUGCAAGUUGUCCCCAUCAGACUGUGGUGGUGGCAAUAACAACGGUGACCGCCAGCAGCUGUCACCGGACAAUUACAAACAUAAACCUGAGUACGUUAUUCAUGGAGAAAGGAUAGCUGACAAUACCGUUAUUCUAGACUGUAGACUAAAAAAGGAUAUACAGUACACAAAGGCCAACCCAAAAUGGCAUCAUUGGAAAACCGAUGAGAAAAGGUAUGGCCUUACAUUUGAACGCUCAGAGGACGCCAAAGCCUUCGAUCAAGGAAUCAGGUUUGCUGUUGCUGAUCUCACUGAAGGGAACAGUGAUGGUAUAGCACCUGAUGGCGAUGAAGGAAUAUUUUCGUACAUGGAGCUGCCCCUGAAGAGAAAUGACAGCUCCUCCAGGUCGACCUCUACCACAUCAACUACCACCAGUAGUCCAGGGACCAAUUCACCACAAUCCCCUUUAAACAACAACGACCCUUUCAGUUUUUCAUCACACCCCCACACCAACCACCUGCACCGCGUGCACUAUAUUUCGAACACGCGUGCACCGGCGAGGAACGUCACAAAUUGUGGGGUGAUCGUGGGGCAGCAAUACCAGCCUGGCUCACCUAUAAGUGAGAAGAGCAGCCCCCACAAAUCAAGUUUUGACAGUAGCUCAGGUCAAGACGAUGUGUGGGUGAGAACCUCGGUAGACCCUUCAUCGGUCAGCGGGAAAUCUGACCAGGGGUUGAUAGACUGUGAUGGCAGUGGUGGCGAUCAUGGAGAUCUGUACAAAGAAGAGUCCUAUGUUGUUUUUAACAAAAACAAGGUUGGAUCUCAGCAUGAGUAUAGUUACCCAGAUCUGGAGCCCGCCCAGAAGCCCCCAGCACAACGCAGCAGCACCAAAAAGCAAGCCCUAAACUCGACAUCUAGCCAAACAACACAGCCUUACCCCCCGCUCCCAAUCAAAAACAAGUCUAAGAGUAAAUCAAGCUCUGGGAUAGCCGCCGGGGAAGGAGGGAAGCAGGGACAGACUGGUGCACAUCGUCGGUUAGUCUCGCCUCAAGUCCAAUGCAAACACUGUAGGGACCUUUUCUCUUUAGACGAUAACCCGCGGGGGUCCUGUGAGGACGCGCCCGACUCGGUCGAGCGCUGCAUCGAGUGUGUAACGUGCGUGUCCUGCACACAGUGUUUAAUGUACCACUGCUGGGCCGACGCGGACGGGGAGUUCCGGCACCCUUGCUCCUGCGACCCCGGCGACACGAGUCUGUGUAGGCGCUGGACAGCUUUAACAUUCUUAUCGCUGCUUCUCCCAUGUCUGUGGUGCUACCUUCCCCUUAAAGCCUGCCACCACUGUGGGACCCUAUGUGGCCUUUGCGGUGGGCGACACAAGGCAGCAUGAUCAUAGCUUGCAUAUUAUUUUUUUAGAAAACUUCAUCUAAAGUGUGUUUUACUUAUUUUUUUCAAAUACAUACCAUGUGUCGAGGUUUAUUUCAAGUGAGAAAAAUUCAAUUCCUACUCAUGAAUUUCGAAUUGUAAUUGUGGCUGCUAGCAUGCAAACAAGGAUCAGGCUUUUUUUUUCAUCAUUUGCUUCAUCAUACUGGAUAUAUUUUAUUCGAGGAUCUAUGUAUGCUUAUUAUUAUGCAAGAGCUGCUUUAUGAAUUCACAGCCUUUGUCAGUAGUUAUUUGCUAUGAAAUGUUUGUCCUUUUUUUUUUAAAGUUCAAACAGUGAAGUAUUAUUGGGAUUGUGGUGUAGAUGAGUUUGUCUUGUCCUAGUGUUUUGUGCUAUGUUAAAUUUUCUAACGGAAGAGCAUUGUUUUAUAGUAAAGUUAUCAGGUGUUUUUUUUUUUUGUAGGUAUUUUGUUACUACACGCAGCAGAAUAUUUUUUAUUUCUUUAAAUAUAUAGCUAUCUCAUUCACUGCACUGUCAAUGGUCACAAACAUCUGGGCAUAAAGCAUUUGAGUCCAUACGUGUUGUUUUCUUUCCCUUAGGGACAGAUUUCACCAUUGUUUAUUUAGUGAUACUGUUAGUGAAAGCUCAAUUUUUUUUUUACCUAAAGGUGUACCUAAAAGAAAACAUGCUUUAAUGUUAAAGCACCUAGUGUUGGUUUUACAAUGUUACAUUCGUGAGAAAUGUAUACUAAAGUACAAAUAGUUCUUGGUAUUUUAAGAAUUAAUUUGGUUAAUUGUGGUCAUUAGUCAAAAUGUGUUAUUUUGGUCGAGUUUUUCUGCGAACCGUCACAAUUGUGCUUAAUUUUUUUUGUAAUUCUAUUUUUCAGGCCUUUAGUUUAUGUGCACACAUUCUUCUUCUUUCAUCAGAUUACCAAAAUAUUUAGAAAAUAUGCUAUUUUACUCAUGUCCCUAUUAAUAAUUUUUCAUUAGCUUAAAUAAACAGGCAGUUUAGAAAUCCAGACUAUUUUUUAAAAAAAGGAUUUAAAAAGUGGUAAGUUCUAGAUAUAAACAUUUUCCUUACAUGAAAUCUUGAUAUGAUGGGCAACAGAUGUUAUUACCAAGUAAAAUAAUCAUUUUAUAUAUAAUAAUAAUUAAAUCCUUACACAAUUUUCCCAAAUAAUAAAUACAUUGUAAGUAAUUAUUAUGCAGGGUGAAAAUUUAGUACUGAGUUAGUAGUAAUGAAUUAGAUUAUAAAAAACUUUAAAAAUGGUUGUGUAAUUUGAACUACAGAGUUUCUAGAUAGCAAUUAAUUUGGAUUAUCAGUAGUGUUGAUUGAAAUUUUUGUAAGUUUACCUGUCAAGACUUGAAUACACUUUCUGUAAUGUUAACCUGUAUUUCUUGUGUCACUGUAAAUGCCAGAGAUUUAGCCCCCUCACCGUGCCAUAUAAAAGUAGAUACCUACAAUUCUAAAGUGUCAAGUUUAAGAAGAUGUAAGGGUUGACAAGUAAUAAAAAUUAUUCACUCAUUGAAGUCUCACCAUGUAGGCCUGUUAGUAUUUUAACUCUUCAGUCAAUGAAAACUAAAAUAUCUAUUUUUAUUAUAUAUUUCAAGGAAUUCCUAAUCACAAUGCACAUGGCCAUUUGUUGGGUAUUUAUAGCUUCCAACUAGGUUGUAGUCACAGAUCUAAUAGCAAAUUUGGAGAAUAAAGUUAUCAUUUUAAAUUUAUUCCUGCUGUUAUUCAAAUAAAUUUCUAAAUUUUAAUGAAGUCCUUUAUCUCUUAAUUUUAAAUAGACUUGAUUAUAAAUUAUUAACUUACUGUGAAAUGAAACAAAACUCUACAGCAAUAAACAGGGGUUGUGAUUUAGAUGAAAAUAGUCUCUGAGUUUUGAAUUGGUUUGAUGA